Molecule: messenger RNA, 1299 nt
Organism: Osmerus eperlanus (European smelt)
Lineage: Eukaryota; Metazoa; Chordata; Actinopteri; Osmeriformes; Osmeridae
Gene: arl1
Product: ADP-ribosylation factor-like 1
Exons: 6
Coding region: 132-677 (181 amino acids)
Biological process (GO): intracellular protein transport; vesicle-mediated transport
Cellular component (GO): cytoplasm; Golgi apparatus
Molecular function (GO): GTPase activity; GTP binding
Source: RefSeq, a predicted model, not a curated record
AGAAAGUUGACGAUAAAAAUUGGUGACACUCGGCGACACGUCACUGAAUUCCAACCACGGAAGCAGUGCGUUGAAACGUUUGCUCUGUUACAAUAAUAGGGUUGGAAAGAAAAGGCUUUAGUCACAUAAGAAUGGGUGGCUUCUUCUCUAGCCUGUUCUCCGGCUUGUUCGGCACCAGAGAGAUGAGGAUUCUCAUCCUGGGUUUGGACGGUGCCGGUAAAACCACCAUCUUGUACCGACUACAGGUCGGCGAGGUGGUUACCACCAUCCCAACAAUCGGCUUCAACGUGGAGACGGUGACAUACAAGAAUUUGAAGUUCCAGGUUUGGGAUCUAGGAGGACAGACCAGUAUCAGACCAUAUUGGAGGUGUUACUAUUCCAACACGGAUGCCAUUAUCUACGUGGUGGACAGCAGUGACCGAGACAGGAUGGGCAUCUCCAAGUCCGAACUGGUAGCCAUGUUAGAGGAAGAAGAGCUGAAGAAGGCUAUCCUGGUGGUGUUUGCAAACAAGCAGGACAUGGAGCAGGCUAUGACACCCACUGAGGUGGCCAACUCUCUGGGCCUGCCCGCCCUCAAGGACAGGAAGUGGCAGAUCUUCAAGACCUCUGCCACGAAGGGCACUGGCCUGGACGAGGCCAUGGAGUGGUUGGUGGAGUCACUGAAGAGCCGGCAGUAAAGACGGCCCGACACACAUCCUCCUCCUGUGUAAAUAACCCUGACCUCCUGUAUAAAGCUCCUGAUAGGACCCCUCUGGACCAGUGACUGCACUCCCAACCCCAAACAAAGCCUUGGCCUAGCCUGAAAUACCUGCUGCCUCUCCAGUCCUAGGACACACAGGUACAUUAAAUGCCUAGUGUAAAGCUGCAGCCACAGAGCCCAAACCGGUUUGGCUACAAGGAUUUUCAUAUUUGUUGGGGCUUAAGUCAGUGGACUGUAGUGAUUGGCCAUAUCUAGACACAGAGGUGCCUCCUGGGAAAAUGCAGUCAGUAUUUAGAAGCUUCUGGAUACUGACUGGUUACCAGACUGGUGUGAUGAUGCAGCUGAUGCUGUUUUUGUACUGUGUCAGGCUGAUUUAUUCAUCCGUAUUUCUAUUCUUAAUGUAUUUUUCAGUGGAGAAAAUAAGCACGGUAAUUAGUAGUUUAUUUCAGGCCCUUUUUUCAUUUGAAUCCUGACUGCAGUUUUGGCAUGUUAGUGACUUGUGUAUUUAACACUAACUGAUGUGUGCUCAAAUAAUGCAUAUUUAUGUGCUUUUACCCUUUAGACUAAAGUAAAAUUUCACAUUGAAUGCUCUGUGCAAA